Molecule: messenger RNA, 5040 nt
Organism: Hyaena hyaena (striped hyena)
Lineage: Eukaryota; Metazoa; Chordata; Mammalia; Carnivora; Hyaenidae
Gene: TPPP
Product: tubulin polymerization promoting protein
Exons: 4
Coding region: 26-781 (251 amino acids)
Biological process (GO): positive regulation of protein polymerization; microtubule bundle formation; microtubule polymerization
Cellular component (GO): microtubule
Molecular function (GO): tubulin binding
Source: RefSeq, a predicted model, not a curated record
UGGACUCGCACUGCACCCACGCGGCAUGGGGAGCCGCCAGUGCAGGACCCUUGUGUGUGACCUGGGCAGCGUUGGGCUCCCUUCAAGGACACGGAUGUGGAGUUUCAGAAGCAACAUGGCUGACAGCAAGGCCAAGGCUGCCAAGGCCGCCAACAAGACGCCCCCCAAGUCCCCAGGGGACCCCGCAAAGGACAGAGCGGCCAAAAGGCUGUCGCUGGAGACGGAAGGUGCCGGCGAAGGGGCGGCCGCCGCGGCCCCGGAGCUCAGCGCCCUGGAGGAGGCCUUCCGGCGCUUCGCCGUGCACGGGGACUCCCGGGCCACCGGGAGGGAGAUGCACGGCAAGAACUGGUCGAAGCUGUGUAGGGACUGCCAGGUCAUCGAUGGGAAGAACGUGACUGUCACUGACGUGGACAUCGUCUUCAGCAAAAUCAAAGGGAAAUCCUGCCGGACCAUCACAUUUGAGCAGUUCAAGGAGGCGCUUGAAGAGCUCUCCAAGAAGAGAUUCAAAGACAAGAGCAGCGAGGAGGCCGUCCGCGAGGUGCACAGGCUCAUCGAGGGCAAGGCUCCCAUCAUCUCGGGGGUGACGAAGGCCAUCUCGUCGCCCACUGUAUCCCGGCUCACAGACACGACCAAGUUCACGGGCUCCCACAAGGAACGCUUCGACCCAUCAGGCAAGGGCAAGGGCAAGGCGGGCCGUGUGGACCUGGUGGACGAGUCUGGCUACGUGCCGGGCUACAAGCACGCGGGCACCUACGACCAGAAGGUGCAGGGUGGCAAGUAGCCAGCCCAGGGGCGCCCCUCCUGCUGGGGCCCGCGCCACCUCACACUUCGUUACAUUCCUGUGCUCCCCGGGCAGAACUCAAGACUGGGGCCCGGGGGGGGCGGGGCCCGGGGGGGGCGGUCAGGCCUCGUCCUGCCCGGGCCUGGCGUGCUUCUCUCUGACCCCCAGGUGGGGCCCCCGAACUCACUGACCGUUUCUAACACACCUGCCUCGUCCAGUGCUGGCCAACAACAAAUGGCCUUUUCCAGAGCGUCUCCUGGGACCAGACCACACUAGCCACCUGACUUACAGGCAAAAGGCGCCUUUGAAAGAGGCCGGUGGGCCACGGGGGGUGAGCGGGACAGACCCUGUCAGAGGUGUGCCACCCCCCGACCUGCAGACCCCUCCCCGGAGCUGCAGGGGCAGCACGAGCUAACACACUAACCAGCAGCACCAAGAAACGGAAGUGAGCUGCUAACAGGACACUGUGCGGGUGUCGGGAAGUGGGACAGGCGCUUGCACGUGCACACACACACACGCACAUUCACGCACAUGCUUGCACGCGCACGCUCACCCACCCACACGCACACCACCCAGGCUUGCACAUGCAACAUGCUCGCACACACUCACGCACAAGGACACACGCGCACACACUUGCACACCCACACGUACACACGUCUUGUAACCGGAGGCUGGUGAGCGAGGGAGGAAGGUGAGUGAGUGAAAGGAGCUCCUCAGUGACCAACGGAGCUCGGUUUGAAGCGCAGAGCUUGAAGCUGUCGAAAUGGACGCUGAGGACAAGGCAGUUCACCGGGUUUUCCUGACAAGAAACUGGAAACGAGUUUGUUCCGGGAACGGGUCAGCGAAGAUUGAGAAACCGUUUCUGCCCUUGUCCCUGCCCUGCGUGUCUCCAGGUCAGGAGGCCCUGCUGGCUGAGGCUUCCGCGCGGUCGCUUUGCUGGCGCGACGGGCUCUUCUGUUCGGGGCCCCCUCUGCACUCAGGUCCUCUGGGCUGCGGGUCCCCGCGGCUCUUCCCCGUUGCCGGCACGUGGCUCAGACCUCCGUGGCUCAGCCUCGGCACGAGCGGUCCCUAACCUCUCCCCUCUCCCAGCAGCCGCGAACGCAGAGAAAACCACAGCAGAGGCAGGCCCGCGAAGCGCCCCCAGGCCAGCGGCGUUUGUCGCCAUUUGGUUUCUCCACGAGGCUGGAUGGGGGAGCCGAACACUGGGGCUCUUGUCACAGUGGCUCCUGGGGCCGUGUCCCUUUGAGAAGUGCAGCCAAGCCUGGCAAGAGACUGUGGGGCCACGGGGUCCUGGCGCUGCUCCUGGGAAAAGCCCACAGGAGCCUCAGGAAGAUGCUGCUUGGGGCCCGUCCAUCCUGGCCACUGCUGCGUCCAUGGCAGCGGGUGGUUGGGGGCACCUUCUCCUGGGCACCCCCGGCCCGCAGCACAGCUGGCUGAAAUAAAGACCAGCACCGGGCAGGCACACACACCCGCCUCCCUGUGCCCAAAGGGCACGCUGGCCGUCCCUAAAGCCGGGGAUGGUCCCUUGUCUGUGCAGCGGGGCUUGGGGCCCGCGCUCCCAUCCGGCAUGGCCCCUCCCUCGCCCCAUGGCGAGGCCUCAACCCACGGCUGGCGGUGGCCUUGCCAGCAGCUUCUUCCGAGGCGCUGAGACUUCCCGGCGCGUUAGGUCGGAGCUGGGCUGCAGGCUUUGAGUUGCUUGUAGGACAGUCUCACUGCGGUCUCCGGUUUCUACCUCGGCAAUCCCAACCGCCGGCCAGGCCUCUCCGCUCCGUGGUGCGGAAGGCAGGGAAACUGAGGACCGAGUGCUGGAGGAAGGGCAGGCAGGCGGGACAUGGGACGCCCAGGCUGGACCCUUGUGAGGGUCCAGAGGCAAGGGGACAUCGUGGGGAACGUGUCUGAAGGCAACUCUGAACGUGACCAGUGUUUCGCAACAAGUGGAUCCCAAACCAGACCUCCUCCCAGAUCCCGUCAGGCUCCACGCUGGGGGCACCCACCGUCUGAGGCGAUGGGGCUCUGCCUCCUGCCAUUAACCCCUGGGUGCCCCCUGUCGCAGCCAUGACACAGCACGGACACUGGAAUCCAGCAGGACCUUGGCCCCCACAGAGCGCACGCCCCAUGAGCAGAGGGAUGAGGGUCCCCGUGGCUCAGCCUGUACAGGGAACAGACCCCCCUCCCACUGGGCCUCCUCAGCCUCCCCCACCCCGGAGGCCAUCUCCGGUGCCAGAGUGCGGUUCUCCAGGCAAAACAGCUUCCCCAGGACCACCCUGGGAGGCUGGGGUGUAAGCAAGGGAAACCACACAUCUUCCUGCCCCCGGGGACCCCCGCCGUGACGCCUUCCCCAGAGCGCGAGCCCCCUUCUUAGCGGAAGGCACCGGUGCUGGAGGCUGGUGGAGCCGAGCUACUCGCCUGUGACCAGUGUUUCCAGACGCGCUCCUGACUGUCCUAACAGCACCUUCCCGCCGGGCUUGGGAACGGGCCCCUUGGCGGUCCGCCCUGUCCCACGGCAGGGGGGCCCGGCUGGCCGCGCAGGGACUACAUUCUCCCCUGCCCACCCCCAAGGCCUCUUCCGACGGCACCUUUCCCCAGAGCCUGGAAGACGCAGCGGCCCCUCUGUCAGGAAGGAGGGGCGGGUGGCAAGGACUCCAUCACGAGGCCUCAGUGGUCACCAUUCCCUCAGCUUAAAGUCACGUGCUAAACGUGUCGCUGCAUGCGUGUGGUCCGCACCCAGACACGUGCACACGCACGCGCUCCUCCAUCAGGGCCUGAACACUGAGAACACACAGGCAGGUGUGUGUCUUUGCUGCAUGUUUUGUGCGAUGCCAGUUAGCUUCUACUAACCGUGGUUACCCAGAAAUCCAGCGCCUGAGUGUGAGCGGCAGGAGACGGGACGCGUCCUGCAGGGAGGGCGGGCUGACGGCGUGCGAGCGGCGGGGAGAACUGGGCGAGGGUGCUGAACGCCGGCCACGCGACGACGCUCACUUAUUUCUGUCUAACGUGAUAGGGGCAGCUAGGCAGCGGUCAGUAAGUCGGCUCUACCAAUGAAGUUCAAAUCGUGUAAGUGUAGGGUGUUACAGCAGCAGAUCUGUAUUUAUACUGGAGUACUUUUACCCCUCUAACGUCCCCAGUGCUACGUUAGCAGAUGUGAGAAGCUGGGGAACGGUGCGCGCAGGCGGUUCGCUGGCACCACUUCCUGUCAGUGUUGCUCUGCCUCCGCGUCCCCAUGCUCAGAGCUCAGGACAGGUCAUGGGCGUCCCUCUGGCUGCUCGGCGGACAGGGCCUGUGGCAGCAGGCACAGGCUCACGCCCCCACCCCAGGCUGUUGCUGUGAAUGGUUUCCCGGCGCCCAGCCGUGCCCGUGUGCCCAGUCAGGCGUGUGUACGGCUGCUUUCGCGCUACAUCGAGUGGCGGUGGUAGGAGGGGACACCUAAAGGUUUCCCCAUCUGGCCCUCUAUGGGAAAAGCGUGUGCUGGGGACCCAGCCCAGCUCUCUUCAUACACAGGCUGGCCGCUACCCCUCCUGCAGCGCAUGCCACGUGGGACACCGUCGUCACCUGCCCCGUGCAGGCCAGGAUGACAAUUCAGCUGUACUGUGAAGCUACCGAUAGGCUAGAAUGUCCUUAAAACACUGAUCCUGAAUAGCUCCCCUCCACUGAUUUACUACUGAACACUGUGGAGCCUGGCAGUUCAGGGUGGGGCCUCUGUCGCUGGGCAUGUGGAGGGCAUGGUCCCAGGCGGGCCGGACAGUGGUCACCCUGAGCUUUGAGAUGCUUUUUCUCUCCCUUUAGACUCUUGAAAACCCAAACCAAGCCAAACAACAAAGGAAACCCGCACAACUUAAAAGAAACUUGAAAGGGAUCGUAUACUACUAGUUUGUACCGAGGUUUUUUUCAGGAAAGGGAAAUAAAUUUAUAUAUAUAUGCAAUAUAUUUUUACACUGUUUUGUUACCAUUAGGGAGUCCUGAGUGUAUCACUUUAUCAGUGUGAUGGUAAAGUAGCGUUGACGUCUUGGGUGUUCUCAGAAAGGCACGUCUGCUGGCAUCUAGAAGCUGCACUCACCAGGGACAUGUAUGGGAUCGGGGUGGCCUUCUUCUCCCUCCCCAGAGCGUGAGGCACGGUGUCACCAGUCAGAGCUGCUGUCAAGGCCUGGCUUGCAAACCUGUAGUGAAACAGCUCGUGUCUGUCUGCAUUUUGCUCCUCCUGUGUUUGCUGUUAACAUUGUGUGUCAAAUUGGUAAAGUGAUAAAUAAAGGUGUUGAAAUGUG